Molecule: messenger RNA, 271 nt
Organism: Galeopterus variegatus (Sunda flying lemur)
Lineage: Eukaryota; Metazoa; Chordata; Mammalia; Dermoptera; Cynocephalidae
Product: chromosome unknown open reading frame, human C5orf46
Exons: 2
Source: RefSeq, a predicted model, not a curated record
GUUCCUUAAAGUGACAAGUGACCUUCCUUUCUGGUUGCUGAGAAUCACCUCUGAGAUUUUGUUCUGUUUUUCAGAUGACAAACCAGAUGACAAACCAGAUAACAAGCCGGAUGACUCAGGCAAAAACCCAGACCCAGAUUUCCCCAAAUUCUUAAACUUGCUGGGCACAGAGAUCAUUGAGAAUGCAGUUGAGUUCAUCCUCCGCUCCAUGACCAGGAACACAGGAUUUAUGGAAUUUGGUGAUAAAUCAGGAGAACAUUCAUCAAAGUGA